UUGACAAUCUGCUUUUAAUGGGCCUUUGUUCCUUGAACGCAAAGGAAGCUUUAUUGGAAGACUAAUCCACAAUUCUGCUCCCUCUCCGCUUCAUUUGGACCUAAGAAACCUCUCUCUCUCUCUCUCUCCAUAUUCAUACAUUAUACAUACAUACAUAUAUAUAUAUAUAUUAAACUAUAGCAUAUAACCAGAGUCUCAUGGAAGCAAACAGACUCCAAUGUCAACCUUCAGCAACAUUUCUUGUGCUACUCUAUCACAUUCAAGCUGUCAACUACAUUCCAAACCAUUACUACUCCAUCAUCAUCUGAAAAUCAAAACUAAUACCAAUUCCAUUCUCCCAGCUGUUUUCUCUCUCCAUGCUCCCUCUUCUUCUCCACUAUGGCUCCCAAGAUUACACGAUAUUCAUUGACCAUCAUUCUUUGGAUCUCUCUCCUCUUCUUGUGUUUUCAUGCAUGGCGUAAUUUCAAGCACGACAACAGCAAAAAUGGUCAUCUCUCUGAUCUCUCUCAUCAUCACGAUCAUCACACUUUGCCCACCAGAAAAGCAUUAGCCACCAAGUUUGACUUCACACCCUUUAUGCGGCAUCACCGGAGACACGUCCCCGUCCGGCCGGGAAGCAGCGAGAUCGACCCACGUUACGGUGCUGAAAUGCGCCUCGUUCCCACCGGUCCCAAUCCAUUGCACCAUUGAGGUUCUUUACAGUUGCCUUUGUAUUCAUGCUUAAAAAAAAAAAAAAAAAAAAAAAACAUUUUUGAGUUUUUUUUUCUUUUCAAAUUUACAUGUAUGAUUCUAUACUUGUUUAGAGACUGAGAAAUCUAAUUCAGAUCAAACGAAUACCAUCGUGAUUACUAUGUUUAAAUUUA
Messenger RNA from Cornus florida, 863 nucleotides. RefSeq names its product CLAVATA3/ESR (CLE)-related protein 12-like. The coding region runs from base 379 to 690 and encodes 103 amino acids. The transcript has a single exon. NCBI's taxonomy places the organism in Eukaryota, Viridiplantae, Streptophyta, Magnoliopsida, Cornales, Cornaceae. The record is from RefSeq and is a predicted model, not a curated record.